Aspergillus chevalieri is the source of this 825-nucleotide messenger RNA. RefSeq names its product Chromosome segregation in meiosis protein 3 (gene CSM3). Gene Ontology annotation, biological process: replication fork arrest; replication fork processing; DNA replication checkpoint signaling. Gene Ontology annotation, molecular function: DNA binding. The coding region runs from base 1 to 825 and encodes 274 amino acids. The transcript has 3 exons. The record is from RefSeq and is a predicted model, not a curated record. NCBI's taxonomy places the organism in Eukaryota, Fungi, Ascomycota, Eurotiomycetes, Eurotiales, Aspergillaceae. Gene Ontology annotation, cellular component: replication fork protection complex; nucleus.
AUGGGGAGCGAAGGCACUCAGGAGUCUCAGAUCAAUGACCUUUUCGAUUAUGAUGUCGGCUUAGAUGACAUUCUACGAGAUGUUUCGACAACGUCUAAGACCAAUGCUGCGAAGCCACCCUCAGGGUCUGAAGGCCCAGGAUUAGGAUUGGGUCUUGACGAAGAAGUCAAGGUCUCGAAGAAGCGCCAACCUGUUGCGAAACUGGAUGAGAGCCGAUUGCUUUCUCAGAACGGGAUUCCAAAGCUGCGCCGUACAGCUAAAACAAAGUUGCGAUUCAAGGGAAAGGGACACGAGUUUUCUGAUGCGGCACGCCUAUUGAAUUUCUACCAAUUAUGGCUCGAUGACCUGUUUCCCCGUGCCAAGUUCGCCGAUGGACUUUCCAUCAUUGAAAAAUUGGGUCACUCCAAGCGUUUACAGACAAUGCGCCGGGAAUGGAUAGACGAGGAAAAGCCGAAAUCAUCGAUGGACACGUUCAAAGAUACUCUACCGGAAAGAAGUCAAGGAAACGGACAGCCAUUCCCUAAUGCGCAUAUUAGCGAAUCACGCGCAAACAUCGAGGGUCUCGAUGGCGACGAUACCAAUGCUACCAUGCCCCAGGAUAAAAAUAGGUCAGAUGAAGAGCUGUUCAUGUCAGACGACGAGGGUGGUCAGCACACGUUAAACGAAUCUGAACCUGAGGAUGACGAUCUAGAUGUUUUAUUAAAGGAACAGGAAGAUGAAAAUCCCGCACCGAAUAAGGGUUCAACGAUACCAGAACCCUCUAACGAGGAUACAUACGAAGAUGACCUUGAAGUUCUGCGCGAGUUAGAAGCUCCAGGUCCUUGA